UUCCCUCCUUUUCCUCCCACCAAAGGAGAAGAAUUUUAUGAAGCCUCCCCGUACGAGCCGGUCACCUCUCGUCUCUCUGAUAUAUUCAGACUCGCUUCAAUUUUCUCAGGAAUGGACCCGGCCACCACCUCCAAGAGCAACCACUGCCUGGACGCGGCCAAGGCCUGCAACCUCAAUGAUAACUGCAAGCGCCUGCGCUCGGGCUACAUCUCCACCUGCAGCCGGGAGCUGUCGGCCACCGAGCCCUGCAGCCGCCGCAAGUGCCACAAGGCCCUGCGCCAGUUCUUCGACCGCGUGCCCGGUGAGUUCACCUUCCGCCUGCUCUUCUGCUCCUGCAAGGACCCGGCGUGCGCCGAGCGCCGCCGCCAGACCAUCGUCCCCUCCUGCUCCUAUGAGGACAAGGACAAGCCCAACUGCCUGGACCUGCGCAGUGCCUGCCGGAUGGAUCACCUGUGCAGAUCCCGGCUGGCCGAUUUCCACACCAACUGCCAGGCCACCUUCCAGUCCCUGACCAGCUGUCCCGGGGACAACUUCCAGGCGUGCCUGGGCUCCUACGCGGGGCUCAUCGGAUUUGACAUCACCCCCAACUACGUGGACGCCAGCACCACCAGCAUCACCAUCUCGCCCUGGUGCUCCUGCAAAGGCAGCGGGAACAUGGAGGAGGAGUGCGAGAAAUUCCUGCGGGACUUCACGGAAAAUCCCUGUCUCCGAAACGCCAUCCAAGCUUUUGGGAAUGGCACCGACGUGAACGUGGCUCCCAAAAAUCCCAAUCCAGCCGUGACGGUGCUUCCGAAGGCGGAGAAGAGCCCGGCGCUGCCGGACGACAUCAACGACAGCAACACCGCGUACGACACCAGCGUCAUCAGCACCUGCACCUCCCUCCAGGAACAAGGCCUGAAGCCCAACAAAUCCAAGGAGCAGAGCCUGUGCUACUCUGAGGCCCAGCUGACCACGGACGUGAUGCCGGACCAGAAGACCUUCACGGAUCCCAAGGGGGGAAGCAGCCGGCGCUGGGAGAGCCAGAUCCUGCUCCUCAUUCCCAUCCUGAUCCUGGCCUUGGGACUAUAGAGGGGCGGGAAGGAGCGGCCGGUGGGACAGGGACGCUCGGACCGGCGCCCACCGGUGCCGCACUUGCGCCGGAGACUGGAACGCUCCCAAAUCCCGGGAAUGCUGAGCUCCGGAGAGGCAGGAGGAGCCCUCACCACGCUGGGAAACUUUGGUGGUUUUCUUCCUACUUUUCAUUUUUCCCAGUUUUGUUUGGUUUUGGUCUUUUCUGGGUCGGUUUUCCGGAGCGGCUCCUGGGAAAACUCCUUGGAAAGGGCUUGGAAUUGGGGUCUGGAGCUGCCAACAUUGCCGGGGAGGGAAAAAAUGUUGGAGAAAAGCUUUGGGAAAGGUGAAUUUCAGGAUUUUUUGUACCGGGGUGACCACAGGGACAACAAGGAUUCUGCAUGGGAACAUCCCGGAGGAUGAAGGUGCCAUCGGGAGCCGCCUGGAGGGGACUCCCAGAUCUCUUCCCAUUGGUUUUUGGGGGAUUUUGGUUGGGAUUUUUCCUCGGAGAGUUUCCGAAUGGAAAAGAAACUGGUGUGAAACGUGUAAGGUUGUGCUGAUGUUUUCAAUCAUUCCAGGAGGAGAGGUUCCAUUCUCCUUCUUUCUAUUUUUUUUUCAGAUUUGGAAUUUGGGUUGGGAGUGGAUUUUGACCCAUCCAGGGUCAGAAUUCCCUAUUUUCCCUCUCCACUUUAUUUCCCAUAUACACAUAACAUACGGAUAUUCCCAUAUACAUAACCCUACCCAUCCUGUGGCUUUUUAAUUCCCAUUUUUCUCUUUAUUUUCUUGAAUUUUUUUUAUUAUUUUUUUUUUGGUUUGUUUCUUUCAAUUCCUAUGAUUCCCACAACUUCCAAAUGUAUUCUUGGAAAAAUUAUUUUUUUUAACGAUGUCUAUAAUGGAAAAAAAACAAAAAACAAACCAAAAUAAACCAAGGAGAACAAAUCAAGAAAUGAAA
This is a messenger RNA of Cyanistes caeruleus (blue tit), 1999 nucleotides long. The record is from RefSeq and is a predicted model, not a curated record. NCBI's taxonomy places the organism in Eukaryota, Metazoa, Chordata, Aves, Passeriformes, Paridae.